UUCUCACCAGUUCGGUUAAGUACGGCAAUGGAAAACAGGCGGGAAAUAAUAGCAAUGGAAGACUCUUAGCUUCUGAAACGCUCAUUAUCGUAUCUUCAGAGAAAGAGAUGGAGGAACGGUGUGGAAGAGGUGGCGGCGGUGGAAGCAUCAUCAGCAGCAAUGGUGUGGUGAUGAAGAAGGAAGGAUUAGGGUUUUCUACUGGGAGGAUGAAAUUGGAGAACCCUUUUGCUUUCAAAGCUCUUCAAGUAUUCACGGGAUUCGGCGUAGGUUGUGGAGUUGGAAUCGGCAGUGGUGCACCUUUAAAUCUCGGUAGUAUUCCAAUGGUAGGGGAAGUUAUGAGUGCAGCUAGAGGAGCAACCAAUGCGUUUUCGGGGGGCACGCACCACGUGAAUGACGCUUUGAGGAAGCUUGGAGCUAGGAAUAUUAAAGCAGGUGUUGGCUGUGGAGUUGGAUUCGGUCAUGGUUUUGGAGUUGGAAUUGCAGUGAAACCAAGUGCCAUACACAAGCUUCAAGCUUCUAUUACGGGAACUGCAUCCAACUUGAUUGCAAAAUUCGGAAGAACGAGUGAGACCACCUCAAGUCAAACCGAGAUAGAAGAUCAGGCAUCUCAAUCUCUGACUGGUCACAAGAAACAUGUGGACGAUAAAGCAUCUUACAAGAACAGUGGUUCCUCUAGUGAUUCAAGAACGUUUGGUACUCGAACUGAGAAAGUGAUCAACAGUUUUCUCGACAACCCGAUUCUGAAACAACAGGACACAACUGCAGAAGAACGACAGGUAACACAAUUAGAGUCAGAGAGCUUGAUACUUCAGAUGGUGCUGAAACAUCAAAAACUCGUUAACGAACUAAUGGAAGAGAACGAAAAGCUUCGACGGAUAAUCAUAGAAGAUCUUAAAGUUUCACCCGACAAAAUCAAGUCAGUUUCCUCUUACAAGUACGAAACAACAUGCAAAGAUUGCUUCGAGUGUCGUAGAAAACAGAGAAGAAAUAGAUGAAGAAUGCUGAAAAAGCCAAUUUUCUUCAAUUGUUAUGAGAUAAAAAUUUCACAGUAUCAGACAAAACACAGAAUACAACGAACUGUAAGUUUUCCGCAAACUCUUACUUAUAUAACAGAACAAAACUCUUGCGCAAA
Eutrema salsugineum is the source of this 1132-nucleotide messenger RNA. RefSeq lists its product as uncharacterized. The transcript has 7 exons. Lineage: Eukaryota; Viridiplantae; Streptophyta; Magnoliopsida; Brassicales; Brassicaceae. The record is from RefSeq and is a predicted model, not a curated record. The coding region runs from base 108 to 995 and encodes 295 amino acids.